GUUUGACUUUCUCAACGUGUCACCACGAAACUGAAACAUCACUGCCGUUGCAUACUAAGCUUCACCAAGCUUGCGGCACGGCCCUGCGAACACCGUGUUUCGAUGCCGUUUCGACAACAUAUCUUUUCGCCGUAUGAGGUCUUCUCAGCUGAGAAUGCAUAUCUUCUGCUGUACACGUCGACGUUUCUUCGAAGCUUUCCUACCCAAUUGACUCAAGACGACAUGUUGUUCAGGUUGCUGACACUACUCUUCGCGGCCAGCGGUGCGUAUGCACUGCCCAAGGCGCUGAGACGAGAGGCACAAGCAAACAGUAGUUGCGAUGCGCUGAAAUACUCACAUCUAAUCGGCUCCAUCCAAGAGACGAUGUUCAUUCAGAAGCAGGAACUACAGGGCUUGCAAACUCUCCUUUCACUUAGCACCAACACCGGCUCUCUCACAGCGCCCACAAACGGCACACAGUCCGACUUCCAACUCAACCAGAUCUCCAUCGUCUCAGCUGAGCUGAAAGCUAUCGCUAUACGCGAACGCAGCCAGAUAUUAGCAGAUGAGCUGAGCAGCCCUAGCGCCAAGGGGCUUGCAAUGGUGGCGCAGUCGCAGGCAGCCGUCAUGAUCGAUAUGCAGAGCUUGAAAGAAGGUAGAGAAGGAGACACGAAGAUGCUGGAAAGUUUGGUUAGAAGAGUGAAAGACGCUAUGAUUCAGGAGGAGAAGAAUCUGAAUGUGGCGGAUGGAGAGUGUGGGAAGUGAUAGUUUGAUCCGGCCGCUAGAUCAUCUAGCCAGAGGUGAAAGCAACAUCCGAAUUGAGGUAUGAGGGCUUACACGGGCGCACCCAUUUUAUUUUUGCCGCCGCACAAUAGCUGAGCAGAAACCUCAGUACAAUGGACAACAGGAUGAUGUUGUUUCCGGAUCAUCUUCAAAUACUUCAGGAGCGCCUCUCCCACCGAAUACAAUCCUGCCU
Didymella exigua CBS 183.55 is the source of this 955-nucleotide messenger RNA. RefSeq lists its product as uncharacterized. The record is from RefSeq and is a predicted model, not a curated record. Lineage: Eukaryota; Fungi; Ascomycota; Dothideomycetes; Pleosporales; Didymellaceae. Bases 223 to 744 code for a protein of 173 amino acids. The transcript is spliced from 2 exons.